UGUUUUGAACUUUGCGUGGUCCUGCUUCCUACUAUCUUGUAGCUAUGGCAAGUCGGAAAAAAACGCAAUUAAACCAAGACAGCGGGGACAAAUACUCAGUAUUACUGCCUACGUACAACGAAAGAGAAAACCUGCCUCUGAUAGUUUGGCUUUUGGUAAAAUAUUUCGGAGAAAGUGGAUAUGAUUAUGAGAUUAUCGUCAUUGAUGACGGAAGUCCAGAUGGGACACUGGAGGUGGCGGAGCAGCUGCAGAAAAUUUACGGCAAAGAUAAAAUAAUUCUAAGGCCGAGGGCAAAGAAACUAGGCCUUGGCACGGCCUACAUCCACGGCAUGAAGCACGCUACCGGCAACUUCAUCAUCAUCAUGGAUGCAGAUCUUUCCCAUCAUCCCAAAUUUAUCCCUCAGUUUAUUGAGAAGCAGAAGGAGGGGGAUUAUGAUCUCGUGUCUGGUACUCGUUACAAAGGAGACGGAGGAGUUUACGGUUGGGAUCUGCGCAGAAAACUCAUCAGUCGAGGAGCAAACUUUUUGUCUCAGGUGUUGUUGAGGCCCGGUGCUUCGGACCUCACAGGCAGCUUCAGGUUGUACAAGAAGAAAGUGUUGGAGAGUCUGGUGGAGCGGUGCGUCUCCAAAGGCUACGUUUUUCAGAUGGAGAUGAUCGUUCGAGCCAGGCAGCUCAGCUACACCGUCGGAGAGGUUCCCAUCUCCUUUGUGGACAGAGUUUAUGGAGAGUCGAAGCUGGGAGGGAAUGAGAUCGUGUCGUUUGUGAAAGGACUGCUCACGCUGUUCGCCACGACGUGACCAACGCUGAGAGAGCGUGUCUGCCACGCUUCAAGCUUGGCUUUCACUCAGAGCUUUUACCAGAACGACCACAAAGAGAAAAGGUUUCAUCGUUUUUUUCACUUCAUGUGUAAAAUACUGUUUGUGUUAGCAGCUAAAUAACGAGUAGUCUUCAGAAAACCAAAGAGAAACAGUGCUUUGUGUAGAAACCUCUUCAUUCCCAGGAUGCUUAGUAACAUUUCCACAAGUAAUUGUUUGUAAAAAUUAAAACGUUUGCAUUA
This is a messenger RNA of Austrofundulus limnaeus, 1057 nucleotides long. RefSeq names its product dolichyl-phosphate mannosyltransferase subunit 1, catalytic (gene dpm1). Gene Ontology annotation, biological process: protein O-linked glycosylation via mannose; dolichol-linked oligosaccharide biosynthetic process; GPI anchor biosynthetic process. The record is from RefSeq and is a predicted model, not a curated record. The transcript is spliced from 9 exons. Gene Ontology annotation, cellular component: endoplasmic reticulum membrane. The coding region runs from base 45 to 797 and encodes 250 amino acids. Gene Ontology annotation, molecular function: dolichyl-phosphate beta-D-mannosyltransferase activity. Lineage: Eukaryota; Metazoa; Chordata; Actinopteri; Cyprinodontiformes; Rivulidae.